Molecule: messenger RNA, 1599 nt
Organism: Eremothecium sinecaudum
Lineage: Eukaryota; Fungi; Ascomycota; Saccharomycetes; Saccharomycetales; Saccharomycetaceae
Gene: MSE1
Product: glutamate--tRNA ligase MSE1
Exons: 1
Coding region: 1-1599 (532 amino acids)
Biological process (GO): glutamyl-tRNA aminoacylation
Molecular function (GO): glutamate-tRNA ligase activity; ATP binding; zinc ion binding
Source: RefSeq, a predicted model, not a curated record
AUGGUUCUCCUCACUUUAACCAGACCAGCGUCUAGUCUGGUGACCCCCAAGAAGGUUUUAUCUAGUCUGAAGAAUCUUCCUUCUACUCGAAAAUCCGCAAAAGAUGUUCAUCCGAAAACACCUGCAAGAACUAGAUUCGCCCCAUCCCCUACGGGAUUUCUGCAUUUAGGAUCUCUAAGAACUGCAUUAUACAACUAUCUGUUAGCCAAGAAUACUGGUGGGCAGUUUCUCUUACGCCUAGAGGACACCGACAGAAAGAGACUGGUACCAGGUGCUGAAGAGAAUAUAUACAACACCUUACGAUGGGCAGGUAUAAAAUAUGACGAAGGACCAGGUGUUAAUGAGGUAUAUGGUCCGUAUCGCCAAAGUGAGCGAACUGGAAUUUACGCAAAAUACUCUGAGCUUUUAAUAAAAUCUGGACAUGCGUAUCGAUGUUUUUGCACAAAGGAAAGGCUAAAUAGCUUGAAGGAAUCUGCUAUGGCACUAAUACCUCCGACAACAGUUACUUAUGAUCGAAAGUGUGCAAAGCUAAGUGCUGAAGAAGAGCAAGAACUGUUGAAUAGGAAAAUACCCUACACUAUUAGAUUUCGGUCUCCCAAAGUAUAUGAUACAUUUCAUGAUUUACUUCAUGGUGAAUUAAACCUACAACCACAAGUCAACCUAAGCGAUAUAAGGUACGAUGACAUAAUUCUAGUAAAGUCAGAUAAUCUUCCUACUUAUCACUUUGCAAAUGUGGUUGACGACCACCUAAUGAAGAUUACACAUGUGGUUAGGGGCGAAGAAUGGAUGCUUUCUACCCCAAAGCAUAUUGCCUUGUAUAAAGCAUUUGGUUGGCAACCUCCACAAUUUGUUCACAUUCCCCUGUUAACUACAACAGGUGAUAAGAAACUCAGCAAAAGGAACCGUGAUACUAAUAUAGACUCGCUGAGAGAAAAAGGGUUUCUUCCCGAGGCAUUGGUUAACUUCUGUGUACUGUUCGGCUGGUCAGCACCUCGAGAAUUAGCAGAGGCACAGCGCGAAUGUUUUACACUAUCCGAAUUAGAAACUUUGUUCAGCCUGAACUACCUCGCCAAAGGUAAUGCCAAAGUUGAUGACAGUAAGCUGCUCUUUUUCAACAAACAUUAUAUGACUUCAAGACUUAAGGAUGCAGAUCAACUCAAAGAGCUUUCGUUAAAUCUGUACAUCAAACUAAGAAAUAAGUAUCCCGAACUAUCUCCAUCAAAAGUUGAAAACAUUGUAAAAGUAAUUGGGCCAAACCUAACAACUAUUUAUGAUGCUGAAACACAGUUUCAAUACCUUUUCACAAAACCGAACUACGCGAAUAACAAACAUUUUGAUGAAUUCAAAGCCAACUAUAACAAGCAAGAUGUUGAUGCUGUAUUAUCCAAAUUCCAAUGCCGGCUAACAGACGAUAACAUGAACAAUUUAAUAAAUGAAAUAGCCAAACAAGAUAAAAUACCUAAAAAAAUGAUAUUUGAAUGUUUGAGAUUCGCUCUGGCAGCUUCAUGCCCCGGGCUAAAACUCCCAGCAUUGGCCUCUUUGCUAGGUAUUGAAGAAUCCAAAUGCAGAAUAUUAGAUGCCUUGCAUAUGGAAUUGUAA